Nylanderia fulva is the source of this 2073-nucleotide messenger RNA. RefSeq lists its product as uncharacterized. Gene Ontology annotation, biological process: cilium organization. Gene Ontology annotation, molecular function: protein binding. Gene Ontology annotation, cellular component: ciliary basal body; centrosome. The record is from RefSeq and is a predicted model, not a curated record. NCBI's taxonomy places the organism in Eukaryota, Metazoa, Arthropoda, Insecta, Hymenoptera, Formicidae.
AUGGCGAUCCCGGCCGGCAGGAACUUCGCAAGCUGCUACAUGGAACUGUGCAAGCAGCAACGACUGCGACCGCUGCCGGUUAUAUGUGUCACCCUACCGCACAGCCUGGACUUCACCACCGAUCGCGUCAAGAUGGACGAUUGGGGCCCGAUCUUGAAUUCCCUUUCUCUCGAUCGCUCCCUCAAAUCGAUUAGCAUCCACAGCAGGUAUCAAUACCGUAAACCCUUGGAGGAGGUAAAUUCGGAGGAUAAGGCGAGAGCAAUGGGCAAAGCCCCGGUGGUCCUCACGCGAUAUUUGCUGGAAUGGAUGUCGCAGAGCGUCGGCCAGUGCGUGAGAAAUUCGCCCAGCCUCACGCAUUUGGAACUCGAGGGCAUCCCGUUUCCACCGGACUGCGUCGCGGUGCUCUGCGUCGGUCUGUCGGGCACGGGAACCCUGCACCAUCUGUCCCUGCGACGCUGCUUAAUCGGGGACACCGGCUGCGAAUUGAUCUGCCGAACGGUAGCGGACAUUCGCAGCGUGAGGUCGUUGAAUCUCAGCCACUGCGACCUCACGUCAAACAGCGGCGGCGCUUUGGCGUCCGCCCUCUCCAGACAGAAAUUAGCGCUCUACCACGACACGUGGAAGCAAUCGCUGAGGUAUCGCGAGCCCAACUUCGAGGCGAUGCCGGGAUUACGUCGAUUGACCCUGAACGAUAAUCCGCAUCUCGGCAACUGCGCCGUAAGGGAAAUGAUCGAGGCGAUCCGCGACAGUUUAUGGAUGAAGGCGCUUGAUCUCCAGCACUGCGGCUUAACGGAUCAGAUCGGCGACGAUCUGCUGAACCUGCUCGAGCAGAAUAACACGCUGGCGGUGCUCGACGUGAGGAAGAACGCGAACCUGAACGACGAGCUUGCGACGGAAGUGAUGAGGAGAUUGGGGGAGAACGACGUCGAGGGAAAGUCGUCGGAAUACAAGUGGAUGGGAUUGGCGCCGAAGGACAAAAGGAUCGCGUCGGCUGGUACCAGAAGAUGCAACGAGAACGAAGACGCCGCGAAGCUCUCGAGAGCGCGAAGCGCCUUCACCAUGUACGCGAAGAGGACGUGCCAGGCGAUUCCUCCGAGGAGGACGCUCCCGAUGACGCUUCUGCCGUCGAAGAUGAAGAUCCGGCCGCCAUCGCCGCCGGUCCGCGACAUCCCUCAGCAACGACCUAAUCUGAUUCGAUCGCGAACGAUCGGCAGCAUACAAACGGUGCCCAAGGUGUCUCUUCACCUGAACCUUCAGUCCAGGAUACAAUCCGCGGUGAAUCGCGACGUCGAAGAUCGAAAGACAACGUCGGGAGAACCCAAAGAAGACGUCCCGUGUUCCGCGGAAACGAGCCUGAGGAGCUUCGAUUCGAUCAAGGUGGAUGUUGGAACGCAAAGCGUGGAUCGGCAGGACAAUCCGGAGGAGAUUCAGAGUGUCCUCAGGAAAUUGGCGGAAGCUCAAGCGGAGCACGAUCGUCUUCUGGAGAAAAGCAAGCGGGUCGACCUUCUGCUCGUCGAGGAACGUGCGUGUCGCGAAACCGCCGAGGCGAACCUGCGAUCGGCGCAGAACGACAUAGCUGUGCUGGAGAACGUUCUGAAGGAGAAGGAGAUCGAGACCAGGGGCUGCCUGCUGAUCAGCCAGCAGUCCCUGGACGAGAUAUGCCUGUCGUUCGACCGGCUCCUGGAUCUUCUCGAGAAUGUCGCCAAACAUCCGUUCGAUCGGACCCAGCCAAACGCGCAGCAGAUCGCUAGCGCGGACAUCAAGCGACGACUGGUGUCCGUCAUCAGGCAGACCAAGUCGGAGAACCUGAAGAGGGGUUACAAGAUGGAAUCGCCUCGCGUUUCGCACGUCCUGGACAGCCCGCGGAAGUUCGUCAAGUCCGAGAGCGACGUGAGAUCCAUCGUACCGAUUCCGGCGGAGCAUCUCGAGAAGAAGAUCGGCGAGUGUCCGGAGACGAACGAUCGGCGUCGUCGCGACGUCGACGCGAAGAAACCGAUGAUGUCGCCCGGCGAUCGGGCUCGCGCGAUUUUCGCGAGUAUCGUUAGCGGCGAGGCCGUGCUUGACUUCUAUUAG